Archocentrus centrarchus (flier cichlid) is the source of this 2475-nucleotide messenger RNA. RefSeq names its product guanine nucleotide binding protein (G protein), beta polypeptide 3a (gene gnb3a). The record is from RefSeq and is a predicted model, not a curated record. Bases 412 to 1434 code for a protein of 340 amino acids. NCBI's taxonomy places the organism in Eukaryota, Metazoa, Chordata, Actinopteri, Cichliformes, Cichlidae. Gene Ontology annotation, biological process: signal transduction. The transcript has 10 exons. Gene Ontology annotation, molecular function: protein binding.
CCUCCCUCUUCCAUUCCAGGGUUUAUCCCCUCAUUGCUGAUCUCCCUUCAUCCCUCCAAUCCUCAUUUGUUCCUCAUAGGAGCACUGAGGCAAGUGAGGAAUACCGCACUGUGAGCAAUACCAAAAGUGAAUGAGUGAAGGAACGUGUAGUAACAGACAGGCUGAACUUAUGACAACAACCUGAGGGAGGCUGCUGGAGGAAGACGGAUUGAAGAGCCACCAAAACAUCUUGAUAGGAGUCUCCUAUUGUAAGAAAAGUUUGCAAAGCAGACGGGGGGGGCCGGUUUGACUUGCAAAGUAGUACUUACCUGGAGACCUAGUGCAGGAAGGUUAACAGGUAAAUGCAGGACUACCAGCUCUUCUGUCAUCUCUCCUAGUCUCCACUGCUGACAGUGCCUAACAGACAUCACCAUGGGUGAAAUGGAGCAACUUCGAAAGGAGGCGGACAGUCUUAAAGACCAGAUCACUGCAGCUCGCAAGGCGGUGCAGGAUACCACACUGCAGGAGGCAGCAGCUAGCAUCACAGUGGUGGGGCGUGUCCAGCUGAAGACCAGGAAAACCCUAAGGGGUCAUCUUGCCAAGAUCUAUGCAAUGCACUGGGCCACUGACUCAAAGCUAUGUGUCAGUGCCUCACAGGAUGGAAAACUCAUAGUGUGGGACACCAUCACGACCAAUAAGGUGAAUGCCAUCCCCCUCAAGUCAUCGUGGGUGAUGACUUGUGCCUAUGCACCCUCUGGAAACCUUGUGGCUUGUGGAGGUCUGGACAACAUGUGCUCCAUCUACAACCUCAAGGGCAAGGAUGGAAAUGUCAAGGUCAUGCGUGAGCUGGCAGCGCACACAGGUUACCUGUCCUGCUGUCGUUUCAUCAGCGACACUGAGAUCAUCACCAGCUCAGGCGACUGUACUUGUGUACUAUGGGACAUUGAGACAGGAACCCAAAAGACUGUGUUUGCCGGACAUCAGGGAGAUUGCAUGUCCCUAGCCGUGUCCCCAGACUUCAAGUUUUUCAUCUCAGGGGCUUGUGACUUCACAGCCAAGCUGUGGGACAUCAGGGAGGGCACGUGCAGACAGACCUUUGGAGGCCAUGAGAGCGACAUCAAUGCCAUUGGGUUCUUCCCCAAUGGUAAUGCAGUGAUAACAGGAUCAGAUGAUGCCACCUGCAAGAUGUACGACCUGCGAGCUGACCAGGACCUCAUCACCUACCAGGACUCCAGCAUCAUGUGCGGGGUGACCUCUCUGGCCCCCUCACUGUCCGGACGCCUGAUACUGGCAGGCUACGACGACUUCAACGUCAACAUCUGGGACUCGCUUAAAGCUGAGAGAGUCGGAGUGCUGGCUGGUCACGACAACAGAGUGAGCUGCAUUGGAGUAUCUGCAGAUGGCAUGGCGUGCUGCACGGGAUCCUGGGACAGCUUCCUCAAGAUUUGGAACUGAGGUUGUUCCUUGCAAAGAGAGCACUUAGUGAAGUGAAGAAGACAAAAAGAAAUUGAAGUCUGGGGGAGGGGAUGAGGGGAUGAGGAGCCACAUAGGGUGAGAAGAGGGUAUGUCAAUUUGUGCCAAGUCCUAUCUAAUGCUGGAGAAGGCUGUUGUAAUGUGAAGAUCUUCUCUUCUCUUCUCUUCUCUCCGUCACUUUGCACUCAAAACUUUCUUCUCACAUUAUGGGGGAACUUUGGGUAGGGGGUUUGAGAAAAUGUCAUUCCCACCAGUAGUUAAUUGUACUGUGGUUCACAUGGAUCAGGUAUGCACAUUAAUUACAGCAAUUUGCGAGCAGUUGGCAAAUGGAAAAGGUAGCACACGGGAUGAGAUAGAAUUGAUCACGUCAAUCUGCAGCCUGUGUUGUGCUGGGUAACUAACUAACUAACAUGCUGUGAUUUCUAUCAAAGCAUAAGUGAAAUCAUAUAAAUAAUAUGAGCAUUAUUGUUUCAGACUGUUGUUUGUUGUUAGUUUUGGUAGAUUCUGUAGAUGCUUACAUUUACUUCCUGUUCAUUUUCUAAUUUUAAUUCAAAUGGAGUUCUAGUUUGCAGAUUAGUGUUUGACUUGUUAUGUAUGUGAUCGAUGGACAAUAUUUACCAGGAUUUUGGGUCUCAUUACUCGGCCUAACCCCUCGGUAGCUAGACCUGAAAAAGUGCUUUGGGUAAACUGCUGAACUGACAGAUGGGAUAAUAAAAUGAUUUUCAUGGUUCACUAAGCACUUACAUAAAAAAGAUGACCCAUUUGUCUCAUGACAGGACUCUUUGUGUGAGUGUUACGUGGAUGGUAAUGGCUACUGCGCUUAUAAGUAGUACAUCUGAAUGUGUAUAUAAGUGCUUACAUUUUCCUCUGCAUGCUAACCUUUAAACUUGAAGGACAGGCUGUGUACAUAAAAACAAACAUUCAAAAAAAAAAUCUAACUUUAAUUUAGACCGGCUCUUUUCCAGAGUGGAUACACACUGUACAAAGUGAAGCAAAACUACCUAAUAAACGUCAUGCAUUACA